ACAACAUCACGAUGGCUGGUCGGCCUGUGAUUGACUUCAGUGGGGUGGAUGCAUGCCUUUCAUCUUUGAAAAACUGCCAGUCCUACAUAAGCACUGGAAUGGACAUUGCUACCAGUGUGGCUCUCGACCUUGUGGAAAACCACAAUAAUAUGGAAGAAGUGGAUGAAAUGGAAAAGGUGAUGUGGAAUUAUGCAGCUAUGAGCCGAGAAGUGGACCACUAUGUAAAAGCAGUUGAAGUGACUGUAAAUCAGCUAAAGCAAGAAAAACCAGAAACAAUGCCAGAUUUAAAACAUGAUGUUGAAGAGAAGUUUAAAGCCCUGGAAAGCACAAACAGUGACCUUGAUUUGCAGAGAAAUGAGAAAUUUGUACUUUUUAUGGAGAAUCUCAAGCAAAUGAAAGCAAAGUGUGUUUGUCUCUCCUCAAGCUGAAAGCUAUAAUAUCU
Molecule: messenger RNA, 442 nt
Organism: Pogona vitticeps (central bearded dragon)
Lineage: Eukaryota; Metazoa; Chordata; Lepidosauria; Squamata; Agamidae
Source: RefSeq, a predicted model, not a curated record